Messenger RNA from Prunus dulcis (almond), 1459 nucleotides. RefSeq lists its product as uncharacterized. Lineage: Eukaryota; Viridiplantae; Streptophyta; Magnoliopsida; Rosales; Rosaceae. The record is from RefSeq and is a predicted model, not a curated record. The transcript is spliced from 7 exons. Gene Ontology annotation, molecular function: 3'-5'-RNA exonuclease activity. The coding region runs from base 274 to 1206 and encodes 310 amino acids.
CACUUUAAAACAUUUGACAAAAUCCUCUCGGUUCAGACAUAAUUGAAUCUCUCUCUCUCUCUCUCUGCUUCUUCUUUUGCAUUUUAAUAUUUGAGCUGCGUCAUAUCUUUCUCUGUUCGCAGAAUCUGCUCCCUGAGCUUACAAGAAUGGAAUAGACCACCUAAACCUGCUAGCUUUCUUCUUUGUGGAAGUGGAAGUGGAAGUGGAACAAUAUUGUAGUGAUCAUGUAGGACACACAAGGGGCAGGAAGAUAUUUGCACCAGAAGGAACAAAAUGAGUGUUUCUUUGACUGUGAUGACCUUCAAUCUUCAUGAAGAUCAGACGGAAGAUAGUCCUUACUCAUGGGAAAAGAGAAGGGAUUUGUGUAUAAGCGUCAUUACUAGUUAUUCUCCAAUGAUUCUAUGUACCCAACAAGGAGUUAAAUCACAAUUGGAUUAUCUUCGCCAGUGUUUGCCAGGUUAUGAUCAAUUUGGAAUAUCAAGAAAAGGACCUCAAGACACUUCUGAUGAACAUUGCACCAUCUUCUAUGACAAGGAGAAGGUGGAGCUGCUUGAAGGUGGAACAUUUUGGUUGUCUGAGUCACCUUCUGUGCCUGGAAGCAUGUCAUGGGGCUCCGUAGUUCCAUGUAUUGCAACAUGGGUGACAUUUCAACUGAAAGGAGUUGAGCCACCUGGGUUUUCAUUCCAGAUAGUAAAUACAAACAUGGAUGAGUUCAGUCCUCGUGCCCGUAGGCGAAGUGCUUUGCUCACAUGGCAGCACAUCGCAUCCUUACCACCUAGCCUGCCAGUUGUAUAUUGUGGAGGAUUCAACACACAAAAGGAAUCAACAGCCGGGCGAUUUCUUUUGGGGAGAUCAAGAGAGCAUGGUGCAGUUGGGGAUAUGAGGGAUACAUGGCCUAAUGCCCGUGUGAGGAAAAAUGUCUCUCUUAUUCGCACUUUUCAUGGAUUUAAAGGUGACAAACAAGGAGCUCUUGAAUUCCUCAAGUUGAUUUUCAGAGCCCUCUGCCUUUGUUGGGAUCGCCAAACACAGGAUCUGCACAUAGAUUGGAUUCUUUUUAGAGGUAGAUCUCUUAUUCCUGUUCUGUGUGAAGUGGUGAAUGAUAACAUUGAUGGAUAUUAUCCAUCCUCCCACUAUCCCAUAUUUGCUGAGUUUCUGCUUCCUCGUACUGUGAGAGUGCUUGACCCACCUGCUCGUGAAGAAAUUUGAUAUGCAUCUGUUUUGAACCACCACCUCCCUAUUUUUCUGCUCUGAGCGUUGAAUAUCUUGUUCAUAAUUGAUGGGAUUUAAAUAGUGUUAUUCUAUGCACAAUUUUUUCAACUUUUAAUUGUUAUACAGAGAUCUUCAAUUUCCUCUAAGGUGCAUCAAAAGAGGUUGUGGAUGUAAUUCAUUUUCAAGUGUAUGACCUUACGUACUAUCGCUUUUACCCUCGAGUUUAAUAGAAUGGAAUUUGAUUUACUCC